CUGUUCCAGCUUCCUCCGAGUCCGAACAUGGACGACGCGAGCGCCUAUGCAAAUCAGGGAUCGGAAUACCCGCCAAUAGUAGCUCGGCUUCGCUCUCAUCAACACCAAUGGGGAGCCGUCGGCAGGCUGGGCUUGGAUUUAUAUCCUCCAGCAUCUCGCGCUUGUUAUUGUCACUGCAGCUGUGGUUGCCGAGGAGGGCGGGUUGCGUGGUCAGCAGAGGCUACAAAUCUGGCCAACGGAGAGGCUGCUGCCGUCUGCGAGCGAGCACCCAAGAUCAGAUUAUAGCCCUUUCCGAGUGUCCACCCUUUUCCCAGUCUUCUCGCCAUGUCUGGCCGAGGGAAAUCGGGAGGCAAGGCCCGGGCCAAAGCUAAAUCUCGCUCCUCCCGAGCCGGCCUGCAGUUCCCCGUGGGUCGAGUGCACCGGCUUCUACGGAAGGGCAACUAUGCUGAGCGUGUGGGCGCCGGGGCGCCGGUCUACUUAGCGGCCGUCCUGGAGUACCUCUCGGCGGAGAUCCUGGAGCUGGCUGGCAACGCGGCGCGGGACAAUAAGAAGACGAGGAUCAUCCCUCGGCACUUGCAGCUGGCCAUCCGCAACGACGAGGAGCUCAACAAGCUGCUGGGCGGGGUGACCAUCGCCCAGGGCGGGGUCCUGCCCAAUAUCCAGGCCGUCCUGCUGCCCAAGAAGACCCAGAGCUCCAAGAAAUGAGCCUCCGGGCAGAAAGCGGCCGAUCGGCGACGUGCGCCUCGCGCCCCAUCCACCGAAUCUGGCGCUGCGGCCACCGGACGUUUCUUUCCUUUCUCUGCUGCGCUCGGUGCAGCCAGCGCUGGGCCUUCCGCGCGCACCCUUUCCCUUCCUCUUCUGCCUGGUGCUGCCCUCCCCCCCCCCCCCUUGUCGCCAUUCCCACUUUCGAGCCAUCUCCUCUUGUCGCUCCUGCCCCUUUCCUUCCCAGGGACGGGUGUGGGAAGAGCAGUGUCAAAUCUGGGCCACCCAAAGGGCACGUGUUCCGGUUCUGGCUACCCCCUUGCCCUACAAAUUGAUUCCCCCCCCCCCCCAGUGAUUUAACUAUAGAUCUACUGCUCUGGAGCUGCUUGAUCGACGGCACCUGUGUGAUUAAGUUUUUCUCCCUCAAAUCCCUUUCAGUUCCUAGGGGUUGGGGGGAGAACGGGAAAGAAGAGACAGUUCUGGAACCAGAAGAAUGGUUGGUGCUUGUUUAUUUUUUUCCCCCUUGAUGAACUGGAAAACGGGACUAACUGAAAAUGGGAAGGCACCUAGCCCCAAGGAAGCUUCGAGCCCCCUGCAGGAAGGCAGGGGACUCUGCUUGGCCUGCGGUUUGUGAAUCUGCCUGCCUGGAAAAGGGUGGGAAGUCUCAAGAAGGAAGGAAGGGUGACCUCUUCAUUGCUUUGCACGAAUAUUUAGCCUAAUCUCUUAAAACUGCUCUGUCCUAGAGCUCAAGAUGGUGAUGGAUCUAUCUGCCUGAUGUUGCUGCACAUCCUCAUUUAAUGUGAUCACAAACUUAAGGAUAAAUGGGGAAGGAAGGGGAGAGGCUGCCCGGAUAUAAUGUGGAAAAAAUCAAGAAAUAAUGCACAUGCUAAAAAAAAUUUCUUGUUUGCUGUAUGCUGAGGUAUUGUGUUACUGUAUUUGUACUGCAAUCCUACUUGUGUGCUCUUGUUAAAUUUUGAUUUUUGUCGUUGGUGAGCCAUCUUAAAUCUCUUGUGUAUUUCAGGAGCCUUGAAUACACAAGCGUUGAGACACUAGUCUGUAAGGAUACCUGAAGGAGGUUUCACUUCCUGUGGUGUGUGCACACUAGUUCAUCACAAUUGCCUCUGGGCAAACAGGUACUCUUCUUUAUUUAAAAAAAAUGUGAACGCCUGUUUACCAGAGGUGAAGGUGGCCCCUGUGAACAGGAGCCUCCUUUUCAACCUGCAUUUUCAACUGAAAAUGAUUUUCUGUCUUGAGCUUUGAAGUGGCGCAUUCAGAUUUUCUAAAUGCACUUAACAGCUUAGCUAGAAAGCAAAAAACCCUCAGAUUUAGGCCUAUUUCAGUCCUUUUGACGUCACUGGCACUAAAAUAAUUUAAAAUAAAAGUAUUUUUAGAAUGCUUGCUUGUUUCUUGGCCUAGACAGUAGUAUAAGGUCAACAGUGCUCACUGCUUCUUUGAAACAGCAGCAAUUAUAGUAUGUUUACCACCACCCCUCCCACUGAACUGUAAAUUCUGUUGUAGUAUCUCCUGCAAAUACUGGAGGUUACCAUUUGUAUCCUAGUUUGCACUUUAAGCUAUACACAGUGUUCUCUGUUCAGCAUUUCACUUCUAGUUUUUAAAAGGACAUGCAAGUUUGGUAUCAGUUUAGUGUUUGGGGGUUGGGAUUUGGGGGUGGGGGAAAGAUCUAUAAUUUAUCCAAGAGUAAGAAUCUAGUUAAUGUAGUGGUUUACUAAAUAGGUGUUUCGGUAAUGUAUGCGCAUGGAAGUUGGCCUCACUGGUCCUGUGAUGCAUAGUAACUGUGAUCUUUUAGAAAUGGUACUGGAGUCAAAUCUUGCUUGCUUAGGUAAAAGAUAGAACCACGUGCAUGCAGUAGUGUCUAGGCUAUGGGACAAGUGGCACUUGUAAUACUUUUGGGGCAACUGUGUAUGUGCUGUUAAGUAGCAUGUGUUGAAGCUAUCAAGUGAGCUGUAAAUCUGUGGAUGAAGUAUUGUCUUGCUCUGGUUCAGCUGAUGAUAACUAGACUAGUGGAACUUGGAAGCCUCUUUAAUAAAUGGAAAAAGAAAGCAGUUUGUUCACACACAGUACAAUCCUAAGCUGAGAUGCAUCUCACUGAAGUAAUGGGCUUGCAUACAUGUAAACUCUGCUUAGGACUGCACUGCGAGUUACAGUACAGGAGAAAUGUUACAUUGCUAGCAUAUUGUCUCUUCAGUGAUACCUGAGUAGAAGAACCUUGAUCUGCCCUUGUCUGGUCCCCCCCGCCCCGUCUCCCUCUGCAGACCUAGAAAAAGGCCUCUUGUUCCUAAACAGCUAUCUCAUUCCUCUGGCACUGGGCCAGCGUGUGGUUCAUGCUUUUCUUUCAAAAAGCACUGAUUGCAUCAUUGAUGAGAGGGACUGUUUAAAUGCAAAUAACUGCUAAAAAGUGGGAAAUUCUGAGUUUCUGUAUUCCAGUGUUUUUCUGUCUUUGUUUUGAAGUUCAGUAAUUUUUGUUUUGUCAAAUCAAAGAAUGCUUUGUAUUUAUUAGAAAAUGCAGAACUUGUAAUACUGGAGAAAGUGGAUAACCAUAUUCUUAUUAAACUGGUUCAGUCUUGAAUGCACAUAAAACUUGAUGUCACAUCAACAUGUCAUUCGAGGUUUUUGGAUCCAUGAGAAAUUUGCAUUUACACGCUAUGAUCCUCGAAUUUUUGCUGGACAAAAGGAGGGGGAGGGCAGAUGGUUUACAAAAGUUCCCCUUUUCCAUCCAAAAGAGCAGAUUUAAAUAAUGCAGACAAAUUACCACCGGAAUGGCAUCAAACUUGAAAUCAAUUUUAAGCAAACUAUCACUGAAUGGUCUAGGCAGUGAUGCUAGAACUGCUGUCUGACUCAAAUAACCAAAUGCCCUGCUUCUUCUUUAUCUCCCUUCUCCCUCUUGACAACUAGUAUCCAGAUACAAAUGUUUAGUGCAAGAACAGAAUUCUGUACAAGUGAACCUGUUUAAUGUUAGAGAAAUGUAAGGAAAAUUGGGAUUUUCCUAUGUACUUGUGUUGUGCAUAGGACCAUUAUCAGAGCGCCAUCCAGUUUUAGGCUGGAGCCAGUCUUCAAAGUAUAUAGCAUGAAUACACACCUGUGCAGUCCUAAGGAAGCAAGCCUAUUCAUUUGGAAACAAAACUUUCAAAUAAAUGGAUGCAGUGUGUAUUUUAUCAAAGUUAAUGUGAAAAGUCUCCCACAAUUUUUUUGUAAUUUUAAAAAAUGCUUCUGCAGGAAGUUCAAAACAACUUGUAUGAUGCUCUCAUACUCUUCUUCAAACGCUGACCAGAACUAAAAGCCUGUUUAGCUUCAACAAUGGUAACUUGUGACCUGUUUCAGACCACCAGGAUUUGCGUCCAGUGGCAACUUAGAGACCAUCAAGAUUUUCAAGGUAUAAACUUUCAAGAGUUAGAGCUCCUGUCUUCAACUCACGAAGGGAGCUCUAACUUGACAACUUGCAGCCUGAAAAUCCUGUUGGUCUCUAAGGAGCCACUGGACUCACAUCCUGCUGUUCUACUGCAGACCAAGACAGCUACCUGCCUGAAAUUGUCUUAGAUCAGACUCUUCAUUUUUAACAACUGUCAAACAAGCAGCUAACCUUGGCAGGAAUUUGGUUGCAUCAGUUGCUGGCCAAAACUUUUUAAGUUUUAAUUACAAGAAAAUUCCCUUUUUCAGUGUGAAGACAUCCUUUGCUCCAUAAUGUAAGCUGCUAAAAGGUUAUUUUAGAGAGCUAGUGUAGUAUAGUGGCAGUAAUGUUGGAUCAAGAUCUGGGAGACUUGGGUUCAAAUAUCCAUUAAAUGAUGAAGCUCGCUAUGUGAUCUCGGGCCACUUACAUACUAUCAGUCUAACUUACCUCUUGGGAUGCGAGAACAGAUUUUGCUCGACUGAAUAGCUGCCUUCCCUAAACCCACUGAAUACUGUUUGUCAAAUGAGGCUGUAAUGGUUCAAGCAAGGGGCUAGAAGUCACUAUUCAGAUUCUUUAGCUCUUCACAAAAUAUCUUUAGUAUAAGUUUGUGAAGUUUCUGAAUAGUGGCUUCUAGCCUCUUGUUUGAAUAAGGAGUUUGUUUGGGGAUAUAAUGAUCUAAAGAGUUGACCUUGCAUGCAACAGCAAGCUAUAUGAAAGGUGUAAAAUGGUGCAGCAACCUUCAUGAUCACUUAAUCCACCAACUGUACAACAUGUGGGUGUUGUAUCUUCAAUAAGAAUAUGAAUAUAGUUUUUUAUCAACUAACAAUUUGCUGGAUCAUUAUUACAAUUUAUGUAGAAUUGGCAUAAUCCACUUGAUAUAUGUGGAGCAAGUCAGUAGCUUGUACUCUGCAUUGAGGAGUAACUAUUUAAGAUUGUAAUGUCUGAGGCAGAACCUUGUUAGUCUGCAGCAAAAACAAACAGGAGUCUUGGGAAUU
This is a messenger RNA of Eublepharis macularius, 5103 nucleotides long. RefSeq names its product histone H2A type 2-B-like. The record is from RefSeq and is a predicted model, not a curated record. Gene Ontology annotation, molecular function: structural constituent of chromatin; protein heterodimerization activity; DNA binding. Gene Ontology annotation, cellular component: nucleosome. Bases 325 to 705 code for a protein of 126 amino acids. Lineage: Eukaryota; Metazoa; Chordata; Lepidosauria; Squamata; Eublepharidae. The transcript has 2 exons.